CGGCCAUGCGGCAGUUUAACUUUCGAUUUGUGCUCAGUUUUGCGCACGGCUGUUGUUCGUAUUUACUGCUUUAAGCGUCCACAUACCAUGGAUACAGUUAAGGAGUUUCUUGCUCGUGAAGGUUUCAACCAUUUCAGCUUCGUUGUGGUGAUUGGUUCGGUGGUUUUUGGAAUCAAUCUGCUUGGAGUCUUCGCUGAUAUUGAGGACAAAGAACAAAGGUAUUUUAGCUGCAAAACAAAAGGUCAAGAAGACAAAGAUUUUCUUCAAAGAACGUGCUUCGCUGACUAUCAAGCCAAAAACACAAGAGGUUUUCCACUUUAUGGUUUCGUGCUUUUAAACGUCUUGUUGGUCAUAAUGGUGUGCUUCUUCUACUAUCAGUCUGUUCGAUCAAAAUUGGAAGACCUCGAACGCGAAGACCCGGAAAUGCAAACAAACCAAUCUACUCUUCUAUAUCGUAGGUAUUGCAUUCAACUCGCUGUUAGACUUACUCUAGGCAUGGUAUUUCGUAUUCUGCAAUGGAUAGUCUUAUAUCCUCUCAACUUUCCUUCCAAGUACGCCUGUGAAUUGUCGAGCGAUCGUGAAGCAAAACAUACGAAUAUUACAAGCAGCGAUGCAGCAAAUGUCACACGGUCUUGGUAUCAUUGUAUUAAUGAACAAGCAGAAAAGAAAACGAACUGUACCAUUGCAUUUUUUGCAGUCAAUGUUAUAUUUAAUGUUUUUAUCCUUCUGGAGUUGAUAUAUGUCAUCAUCAAAGCUAAAAUCAAUGUGUAUUUUAGGGAAGAUUUAGAGUUUUUCAAUACUUAUCUGCUAAACAAACCUAAGGUCACUAAAAAAUACGUAGCGGGAAUGAAGGAAAAAAUUAAGAACAACACGAAGUUUUAUGAACCACUUCUUCCAAACAUUCCUGGUGAAGACAGAAAAUUGCUAGAACUUGACAAAAUUUACACCAAUCUAAUCAUUUACCCUGGAAGAGUAAAACACGAAUUCAAAGGGAAGAGACACGAGAUAUUCGAAGGAUACUUAAGGUCACAAGAAUCCCACCAGUCCAUAAACAAGAUUGAAAACAUUUUUGCACCAGAACCAGGAAACCCACGAAAAAGACCUCUCUCUAUCAUGAUCAUUGGUCGACCGGGUGUUGGCAAGAGCUUGUUAUGUCUGCGGAUCCUUCGUGACUGGGCCUGUGGUAAAACCUUCAACGAGGAAGCAGGAGAAGGGAAAUGUUUUGAAUUUGUUUAUCUUUUCAAAUUUAGACAUUUCAACAGUGAUGAGAAAAUAAAUCUUCAGCAACUGCUAAAAAGAGGUCAUUUCGCGGGAGCGGUUGCUAAUGAGGUCUACCAGAGGAUACUAAGCCACCCAGAAAAAGUGUUGCUUAUUUUYGAUGGUCUUGAUGAAUUUGGAAAGAAAGAAAACAUUGUUAAAGAAGAAGAAUUUGGGAACAAUCUUGCAGAGACACUUCCAUUCUCUGCAUUGUAUUCCAAGUUAACACUAGGAAAACUCUUUAAAGGAGCUACAGUUGUAACUACCUCAAGACCAACUGCUCUUUCUUAUGUAUCAUUUCCAAAUAAAACGUUUGACCGAACUUUGGAAAUUCUGGGAUUCAAUUCAGAGCAAAUAGCAACAUAUGUGGAAAGGUUCUGUGAAGACUUUAGAAAACAGAAAAUAUGGAAUCACAUCAGAAGCAAUGCAAAUCUUUUGUCUUUGUGCUACAUUCCUGUAAAUUGCCACAUUGUGUGCUUUUCGUUACAAGAACGACUAAAACGGGAUGAAGACAACGAUGUUGAUUAUUUGCCAACUACACUCACCGAAAUUUACGAAGAUGCAUUAGUGCUUAUUGUCUGCAAACACAACCCACAAUAUCGCCGCAGUCCUCCUGAACAAGAAAAGCUGUUGUCCUCACGUUACUUCGAUCCUGAAGUAGAAAAGUCUUUGAAUAGUCUAGGGGAAAUAGCUUAUAAAGGAAUUAAAGAGGAUAGGCUGAUUUUCGAAUCAAGUGAAGUCAAGAAACAUGAAGAAAGUGGUCUGCUUCAUCGGUUGCCCAACCAACAGGUUGAUGUUAUCCGACACAAAGAACAGUACUGCUUCCUUCACUUAACGAUUCAAGAGCUUCUGGCUGCAAGAUACAUCAUAAAGGGAAAAAGUUUGAAGGAACUAAAAAGCUGGAUUUCUAAGCAUCUGCGUGAAGGCAAGUGGGAAGUAGUGAUGCAGUUUGUUGCUGGGUUGCUUCAUCAUGAAGAAUAUGUUAACUCUAUAGUUGGGACUUUUAUUACCAGUUUACCUCCGCAAAUGUCUGGUGAAGCAAGCUGGCCACAUUUUUCAAACAAGGAACUAGUGAUCAGACUUUUUAAGUGCAUAUUUGAGAUUUCGAGAAAUUCAAAAAAUCAAUGGAAAAGUUUGGUUGCAGAAAACUUGAGUGGUGUAGUAAAUUUAGACCUGAGUUUGGUGUCUUUAACUGAUGGAGAUAUGACAGCGAUAGCGUUCGUUUUACAAGAGAUAAAGAGCAUUGUAAGUGUAGAUGUAAGUAGGAACCACAUUACAUCUAUUGGGUGGCAGGAGAUGUAUAAGCUACGGAAGAUGUCAGGGUGCAAACUAACCACGUUGAACAUCAGUGACAACCAAAUAGGUGUUGGUGGAUUAAAGCACUUGCCUGUUGCACUUGCUACAAAUGAGUGCAAACUAACCACGUUGAAUAUCAGGAACAACCAAAUAGGUGUUGAUGGAUUAAAGCACUUGUCUGAUGCACUUGCUACGAAUGAGUGCAAACUAACCACAUUGGACAUCAGGCACAACCAAAUAGGUGUUGAUGGAUUAAAGCACUUGUCUGAUGCACUCGCUACAAAUGAGUGCAAACUAACCACAUUGGACAUCAGUGACAACCAAAUAGGUGUUGAUGGAUUAAAGCACUUGUCUGAUGCACUCGCUACAAAUGAGUGCAAACUAACCACAUUGGACAUCAGUGACAACCAAAUAGGUGUUGAUGGAUUAAAGCACUUGUCUGUUGCACUCGCUACAAAUGAGUGCAAACUAACCAGGUUGAACAUCAGUUACAACCAAAUAGGUGUUGAUGGAUUAAAGCACUUGUCUGAUUUACUUGCUACAAAUGAGUGCAAACUAACCACAUUGGGCAUCAGUGGCAACCGAAUAGGUGAUGAUGGAUUAAAGCACUUGUCUGUUGCACUUGCUACAAAUGAGUGCAAACUAACCACAUUGGACAUCAGGCACAACCAAAUAGGUGUUGAUGGAUUAAAUCACUUGUCUGAUGCACUCGCUACAAAUAAGUGCAAACUAACCACAUUGGACAUCAGAAGCAACAGAAUAGAUGAUAAUGGAUUAAAGCACUUGUCUGUUGCACUUGCUACAAAUGAGUGCAAACUAACCACAUUGGACAUCAGUUGCAGCCAAAUAAGUGUUGAUGGAUUAAAGCACUUGUCUGAUGCACUCGCUACAAAUGAGUGCAAACUAACCACAUUGGACAUCAGAGACAGCAGCAUAGGUGAUAAUGGAUUAAAGCACUUGUCUGUUGCACUUGCUACAAAUGAGUGCAAACUAACCACAUUGGACAUCAGUGGCAACCAAAUAAGUGUUGAUGGAUUAAAGCACUUGUCUGAAGCCCUCGCUACAAAUAAGUGCAAACUAACCACAUUGGACAUCAGUCACAACCCAAUAUUUGAUGAUGAAUUUAAACACUUAAGGCACUUCUUUGAUGCACCCGCUACAAAUAAUUGGAAACUGAAAUUGCUUACAUGAAGCCACCAUGCUACAAUAGAGAUCUAUAUCAUAAUAGACAGCAGAAGUCUAGAAUAAAUUUAUUUAUGAUAAAACUAAAUCAAAAACUGUGACUGUGAAUGAAAUCCCAUUUCCACCCCCUCCCCCCCAAAAAGUUUAGUUGAAAGUAACAGCUACGUACUUAAUAAACUGUUUUUCAAUUAAAAUCCCAAAAUUCCUUGGGUUUGGAAAACCGAUCGUUUUGGAGAACAUAUUGUGCAAGUUAAUGACAUCACCUAUAUAUAUUCUAGUGUCAUAUUCAUAAACACAGGCUCUUUCCCUAAUCAAAAUGAGAGUUGUAUUAAAUUAGUUAUAAUGACA
Messenger RNA from Actinia tenebrosa (Australian red waratah sea anemone), 4083 nucleotides. RefSeq lists its product as uncharacterized. Gene Ontology annotation, molecular function: protein binding. Lineage: Eukaryota; Metazoa; Cnidaria; Anthozoa; Actiniaria; Actiniidae. The record is from RefSeq and is a predicted model, not a curated record.